UUUUACUGUUAAAUGCUGGACAGAGAAAAGAGGACUCCACUGUGGUGUUAUCCCAAGACUGUGAUGCUUGAGUUUUCCCUCACCACUGUGGUGCUGUAUGCUGUGUUGCAGAAAAGAACUGUAAUAAAACACCCCAUAAUCCACCUGGUCAUCGUCUGUGGUCUGUAGAAGCGCCAGUAGUGUGGAGCUGCAUCUCACAGAUAGCUUUGACCCGUCACAUAUGGAUGUUUGGUCUUCUGUUCCAUCAUCCUUUGAGGCCUGUUCUUCCACUUCUUUAUCAUCCUCUUCUUGCACCACGAGAGGCUGUUCCUCGGGCCAAAACAACAGCAGCACCAACAGCAAAUCUUUGAUGAACUGGAUUAUAUGUGGUUGGGGCUGAUCUACACAAAGGGGGGCCUCCGUGGAUGGGAUCAGGUGGUCCAAGGAUCAUCUGACAUUCUGACAUUAGGAGGUUCACACUCGCUUCAGUUCUUGUCUACAGGACGUGUGCAGCCUGGGGACUGACCUCUUUUUGAACAACUAACUGUAUUUAAUGGAGUUCCCAUCUCCUACUGUGACAGCUUGAAGAGAACAGAAGAGAUCAAACUUACUCUGCAAUCCAAAAACUUCCCUGAAUCUUGUGAUGAAUCGUGUGAUAAUAUGUUAGAGUCUCUCCAUGUGAUUCCAACAUUUACCAACAGGACAGUGUAUGUUAUACAGCGACGCCAUGGCUGCAUCCAGUCAACCAAUGGGAUUGUCUCUGCUUUUGAAGCCUGGGCAGUGAAUGGGAGGGACUUUAUAAGCUUUGACUCUGAAUCCCAGAGCUGGACGGCCCGGUCUCCCUCUGCUGUAACAGUUCAACGUCACUGGAACAAUAACAUUGCAAGGAAUUCUGCCUUUAGACACUUCAUCAGCAAACAAUGUCCACUACUGAUCCAGAAAAUUCAAUUAAAAUCAAUGCACCAAAGAACAGAGCUACAAGUUUUUGCCAAGCCCAUUGUUAACACAGUCGAGGCAAUUCUGAUAUGUCACACGAUGAGUACUGACAAAUCAGUGAGCUCAGUGCAUUUGAUUGGAGAUGGGGCCUCCAAGGCCAGUGGGAUCACCAUAACCGGACCAGUGCCUUCUGAAGACGGAUCAGUGAUCCUCAGACUGACAGCUCGGAUCUCCCUGAGCCAAAACACCAACAUGUAUGGCUGUAGAAUACUAACAGGAGGUCACAACUUCACUGUAUUUUGGGAUGGGAACACUCUUGACGGCAGACACCUAUAUAAAAAGUCAAGUGUCAACUGGAUAAUUCUGACAAAAACCCUUGGAUUUUGCUGCAUCAUGGUUACAAUCAUCAUUAUAUGCUGUGUAACCACAUUUCUUAAAUGUGUUAAGAUGAGGUCCAGUCGCCCUCCAACAAUCGAUCCACGGCUGGUGAAGCAGUUCUCCAGGAUGGUGGAAAGUGUUACUUCUCCAGAUCUGCAGAAUGUUGUUGUUUCAUACACCCAGUGUACAGAGAGAAACAGAGCAUGGGACCAGUGGGUGGUGAGGUUCACAUCAGAGGAUCAAGACUUCUACGAUCCAGAAUACUUUGCUAUUAAUGUCGAUGGGGCACAUCGAUAGUUAUGUAAGGAAUCGAGCAGGAAACUGAUUGACACAAAUCAAUCGAAACAGUUUUAAAUAGUAACUAUAAAUAUCUAACUAUAAACUAUAACUAACUAUAACUAACUAUAAAUAUCAAAUAUUGAAAUAUUGUGCACCAUGUCACAAAUAGGAAGUAAUUUUGGACACAACUUCUGUGUAACUUAAUAUGUGUAUUAUGCUGUACUGUAAUUGUACAGUCACUGUUGUUCAGGACAAGCUGUUCAGUCUAUAUCUUUAAAUUUUAAAAGUUUAAGUCAUGUAGCAAUGAAACGUGAUAAACUAAACAUUAUCCCUUCAUGAAGGAAUUUCACCAGGUAUUACUUAUAUCAUUGUAUGUUUGUACUUUAUAUCAUUAUGUUAUGUACUUAUUAUGGAUGUAUCAUAUGUUUUCUACUUUACCUGAUUUUAUUAACAAAGUUAGCCAUUAAAAUAUCUUUUUUUUAAUAUGUGUACUGAUAAACAGCUAAUGCCUGCAUUUCUUGUUAAGCUGCAUUCCAUUUCCAGUGUUACUUAUUUGCUAUUUUUUAUUAAUUUUACAUGUACGUGUCUAAGAUAUUUUCUUUCAAAUUCUUUAAAUCCAGAUGUCAAGAACAGAAUUCCUUUAUUCUAUUUGACUUUUAAUACAGAGGCAAACUUGUUCAAGAUGUGUUUACAUCACCGCUGUCUGUGAAAGCUGGAGUAAGAGGAAAGAGAGAACGUGCAUCAUGUCUGUCUGUAUGUAGCAAAAAUUAAAAGAAUUAUCUUUAAAAUUAGUAGUGAAAGAACCGCUGUUGUUUUUCACAUGUGGAUAUGUCUGUUUUAUAUGAUGUCUUACAUCAUGUUACGUAGAGUAGCUGCUAUAUUAGUGCAGUGAACGGAGACCCAGAUAAAAAAGAAUUAAGGAUGUGAAGAUUGAUUGGUCUUUAACUGAUCUACAUUUUAGGGAACCAGGGUUUCCUUUCUCUGCCACAACA
Molecule: messenger RNA, 2564 nt
Organism: Larimichthys crocea (large yellow croaker)
Lineage: Eukaryota; Metazoa; Chordata; Actinopteri; Sciaenidae
Product: saoe class I histocompatibility antigen, C alpha chain-like
Exons: 9
Coding region: 640-1590 (316 amino acids)
Biological process (GO): immune response
Cellular component (GO): external side of plasma membrane
Source: RefSeq, a predicted model, not a curated record